Sander lucioperca (pikeperch) is the source of this 4252-nucleotide messenger RNA. It is a transcript of the gene ubap1, whose product is annotated as ubiquitin associated protein 1. The transcript is spliced from 7 exons. Gene Ontology annotation, biological process: ubiquitin-dependent protein catabolic process via the multivesicular body sorting pathway. The record is from RefSeq and is a predicted model, not a curated record. NCBI's taxonomy places the organism in Eukaryota, Metazoa, Chordata, Actinopteri, Perciformes, Percidae. Gene Ontology annotation, molecular function: ubiquitin binding. Bases 201 to 1598 code for a protein of 465 amino acids. Gene Ontology annotation, cellular component: ESCRT I complex.
GACGUCAUGUAGGUGAGUGGCGUCAGACAGGAACCAGUGGAAGGGAGCUUGACAAAUCAAGAUGGCGUCCCACGCCGAAGCAGCAGAGAUAUUUCAGUGUAAAUAAAACUCAUUCGCAGAAUAGUUUACAUUUGAGUGCCACCUCGACAAUACGUCGUUUGGAUUUUGAAAAAACAAGACGGAGCAGAUACAGUCUCUAAAUGGCUGCGAGGAAGUCUGGAUCAGAUGUAUACAACAAUGGACCCAUCAGCUACCUUGAUGAAGUUCCCUUCAAGGUCAAUGACAAAUUCCGCUGCCCAGCCAAAGUGGGGCUGCCUGUUGGUUUCUGUCUCCCAGACUGUGGCUCCUUGCUGAUGGUCUCACAGUAUGACUUUUCUCUGGAGAAGCGUAGUGUGCGUUGGGGGGUUGAACUGGCUGAGGCCAGAGCAGCAGAAGCCAGAGCAGAAGAAGCAGCAGCCAAGCAGGAGGCAGAGAGCAGAGAGUGCUUGGCACAGGCCCAGGACAUUGAUGGUGAUGGAGGGAAGAAACGCCGGUCUGCUGCAGAGGACCAGGACCUUCUACCACCAGCGUUGAACCCCGUCCUGGCAGGGCUGAGCCAUAACGCCAUCCUCACUCCACUGCCUGCCCCAAGCCUUGGCCCCAGGAAAAUCCAGCCUAGCACUCCCCAGCUGCACAGCCUCAACCUAGCCGACUUUGAGCGGGAAGAGGACCCCUUUGACAAGCUGGAGCUCAAAACUUUGGACGAUAGGGAGGAGCUCAGGAACAUCCUCCAGAGCCAGCCCCAACCUCAACCUCAACCUCCUCCCUCUGUAUCCCUACCAGAGGUUUCCCAGAUAGGGCCAGUGUCACGUGGAAACAGCCCGUCUCCUCCCAGCACCAACACCAGCCUCACAGCCAAACCUGGCUAUACCCAUAAACCCAAUGGGUUGGUUGCCUUGCUGGACAUGGACAGAGUUGGACAACCUGGGAGAACGGGGUUUGACACAGAUGAUCGACCCUGUAACAUCCGCUCUCUCACUUUUCCCAAGCUCUGUGAUUCUGGUGACCCACUGCCAGUAAGGUACAGCCCGAUCCCUGCACCCAUCCCGGCUUCUCGACAGAACCUACCCAAUGGCAGCCCACCAACCAUUCCCAAGACCCAAGUUAUUGUUGCCCCUGAGCCAACUAGCCACACCAAGAGUGGCGCACCAAAACCGGCCAACCCAGGGUCAGGAACUGCUGGUCUGCCAUGUGGCGGAGCCCUGCUCAGCAUGACCCCCAGCGAGCGUCAGUGUGUGGAAACCCUUGUGGGCAUGGGCUACUCUUAUGAGGGUGUCCUACGGGCCAUGCAGAGACAAGGGCAGAACGUGGAGCAGGUACUGGACUACCUGUUUGUCCAUGGGCGUCUGUGUGAGCGGGGCUUCGAUGCAAGUGCGGUGGAGGAAUGUUUAGAGAUGUACCAAUGCUCAGAAGAAAAGGCCUUGCAGUUCCUUGAACUAAUGUCAAGAUUUGGCGAAAUGGGAUUUCAGCGGGAUGCCAUCAAAGAAGUGCUGCUAGUCCACAACAAUGAUCAGGACAAGGCUCUAGAGGACCUGAUGACUCGGGCUACAGCUAGCUGAGCCAAGCUAACCAGUCAACCAAAGCCCAGCCCAGGGUUGCUUCCCGCUACUACCCGACACAGCCCCUUUCCUUCUGCCUACCCUAUCACACCAUGCCCUGUCCUUGCCUUGGCUGUGGAAGGGACAGCUGGGCGACAGUUGUAUUUCUCUCUGUGCUAAAACAUAUUGUGUCUCAGCACAUUUUUUUAAAGACUGUGCCUAGAGUGGAGGGGGUCAAAGUGUAACAAUGCUUAAUGGUGGUGUUUUCUUUUCUAAGAAAUCCUGGGGUUAGGUACCAGGAUUUUGUACUGCAAGGGUAUUCAAGAAUGGGAAGAAUGACUGAGCUGGAAAGGAGAAACUGGAAGAAAUGGCUUGUGGUGUUUUGGAAGCUGCAGGACCUAAUGGAGAGCUGAUGACAGGCUUUGAGUACAUCACAGAAAGACCAGUUUGAACUCUUGAUACUCCCAAAUGACUAUUUAGCUGCCAUCUUCCACUGCUCUGUGCAGACCUAUUAAAUGGUGGCGGGGCUUGAGGAGGCUCUCUUCAAACUGAAACAACUAACAUUAAAAUUCAAAAAAAAAAAAAAAAAAAGGCUUAGUCGCCAGACAGACAGCUGAGAAGUGCCCUCUCUGCUCUGGUUCCCUGCACCUACAGUAGUUCUGUUCUAUUUUAUUCUUUCAUUCAUUCAUGUCUGUUCUGUUCAUUUGGGCACUUUUUCCAUGUCAUUUUAAAGAUUCAAUUUAUUUGAUUUCUUUUUUAGGAACUGCAUAAUAGAUCCUUAGUCACUAUAACUCAGAACAUAAGAGAUAUUACUGCCUCAGUACGCUCUUUGACCUGCACUGGAAUGGCUUAUUAGAGGAGUGGGGCUAAAUGGGGAAAGUUCCUCUGUAGGAAAUAAUAAGAAAUCUCCCAUAAUCCACUGGCACUGAUGUCAUUAGCUGCACACACGUUUCAUUAUUGUCAACUUAUUUAAAAUAGUACACUGAUACUUUCAUUUAAAAAAAAAAAAAUAAGAGUUUGAUAUGAUAAUGUUCGAUAUGUUAACUCACAAAAGUGACACUUUUAACUGUCAUGGACUUCUGUUUGCAGACUGGAAAUGAGUGAGUGGUUAAAAAAUAAGUGAGGGUUGUUUUUGCAGCCACAUUACAGUGCAAUAGAGACAUUUUAUAUUGUGCGUCUGUUGACUGGCACGUUGAGCCUCAAGUAAUUGUCUGGGAUAAGGAAUGGUCUUCAGACCUUGCUAUAAAUUUGGAUGUAACUAGAAAAGGUUUCAUUCAUUUCAUUGAUCUUAAUCAUUUAUUCUCUGUAAUUGGAUUUCAUGCCACAAAAUCUAAACAAACAUGACUUUGGUUUAUUGACUUGUCCAAUGUCUUUGCUCAUAUGUAAUAUAAAAAAAAAAGUUUCAUGUGGAUUUUAGGUUUUAGGUCUUAAAUGGAAAAUUCACAAAAAGGUUCAGUCACCACAUGUCAAAAGCAUUUUCCCAAAUGUGAAUUGGUGUAAUUGUUUAAAAGAAGGCCAGGAUCUUUUAUUUGUAUAGUAUGUGUCUGAGUUCCAUACUACAUAUCUUUUUUUUAAAGCAUGUCUGCUCAGUUACCAAAGGCAAACAUAGCAGAAGUCUCCAUAAUAUUGAGCUCUGUGGUACUGAUGAGGAUUGUGAAAGGCAUAAAUUUAGCAAAAUGUGUUUUGGAGAACUGGCACUUUGCUUUUGGGCAGGUCCAGUACUUUGUCCUAUGUUUUAGAAUUGCAAAAAUACAUACUCUAACCACCAGUCUAUUUAAGAACAACCCCUGGUUGGCAUAUCUAUUUAUAGUGCGGUUUAUUUCCGAUACAAAACAUCAUUUUACUUGUUUAAUAGGCUAUAUUCGCUACCAAGUGUCUGCAGGAUAGUAUACAGUACCACUCAAACCAGAGGAAUGAGCACAUGCUCGCAGUAAAUAAACCUGCCCAAAAACAACAAACAUCCCAGUGUUUGUUCAAGUGACAUACAUCAUCGUGGAUCUGUCCUUCAAUCCAUUUUUGCUAUUUUUUGGGUAGGACAGUGCCUGGUGCAGGCAAACAACAUGACACAGGCAAGGUGUCAUGAUCGACCUAGUAUCUUUAUUCAAGCCAGAGUUUUGUCUGAUAUGUGGUUGACAUGACCAACAAACAAGUGUUUUCACCCAGUUCUGUUUUUAACUGCCUUCCUUUUUGUUUGACUGAUAAAAAAGAAAGGUUCACUUACUUUACAGACAAAAAAAAUCAUUAUUGUUGUCUUACAUAAAUCAAGUGUGGUUUCCUUAAUCAUACAUAAAGCAAGUUUAUUUCCAUGUCCAUUUAUGUAUGCCUCUCCUCUGACAGCCACUAAAGUUGGAGUGAAUGCAGCAUAGAAAUAAAAAUGUUAUUUCUAUGAAAUGCAGUAUUGCAGAUUCUGGACCUCCUCCAACAAUGCCUCCCAUUUCUGUUAUGAUCUCCUAGUUGUGUGGAGAUGAAAUACAACUAGGUUCAGAUCCACCUCUAAGUUACAGCAUAUUUCAGUAUGGGGUGCAAAUGACUCUAAUGAACAUUUAACUAUCUUAAUAGGUGGCUGAGUUGAAUGUUCUUUCCCAAGCUCCUGAAAUGUGAUUUGCAAAAUGUUCAAUUUCCUUUUGAAUUAUUUGAAAAAAUCCUCUUGAUUAAAUGUGCACAUCUUUUCAGUG